AUGCGUGAACUUUUCGGCAUCAGCAACGAAGAGCUCGUCGAGAGUUUGGAGCGAAACCGGGGGGACCAAGAAGAAAAAGAAGAGUCCGACGAGAGUAUUGAUCCGUUCGGGACCGAUGAUCCGGCUGGAUCCACUCCGGUCCCCAAACGUUUCCCUGUCUUUCCGGGCCCGGAUCCGGCCUAUGACCGUGUGGAUCCGCGCGAGGAAUCCGAAGAACUCGCACGACUCGCCGCCGAGAUGGAGAAGCGUCAUGAGCGGAAGAAACCGCCGGGACCGGAUUUCCUGGUCCUCGAGGAUCCGAGAUCGUUGGGAACGUUUAUGGCUCAAGGCGUGCACUUUUGUAGGGCCGUGGUGGAUGUCUUGAUGAAAGAAAAUGGACUUACGACGGAGCAAGUGGCGAGGAUGAGCGGUAAGGGACCAACUAGUCCGACUUUUUCCAAUUCAGUUCUUUUUAGCCAACGAGCGGAACCACGUGGAUCUCUACCUGAUCGGCCGGUUCCACGAAGUCCCACCGGUUUCGCAGAAACGAAUGGGCAUCUGGGCCCUGAAUUGCCAUAAGAACCCCAUGCUUCUUCACCAAUUCUUGGGCGUCCUGGCACCAAAUCGGAAAAGGACCGCCACGGAUCGUCCUCAGUGGAAGACUCCGAAACGAUCAAAGACGGAAUAG
Molecule: messenger RNA, 667 nt
Organism: Caenorhabditis sp. 36 PRJEB53466
Lineage: Eukaryota; Metazoa; Nematoda; Chromadorea; Rhabditida; Rhabditidae
Source: the annotation of a GenBank genome assembly